Aspergillus wentii DTO 134E9 is the source of this 462-nucleotide messenger RNA. RefSeq lists its product as uncharacterized. NCBI's taxonomy places the organism in Eukaryota, Fungi, Ascomycota, Eurotiomycetes, Eurotiales, Aspergillaceae. The transcript has a single exon. The record is from RefSeq and is a predicted model, not a curated record. The annotation marks the transcript as partial.
CUGCUGGGCCAUUUCCAGACUGCCACCUAUACACCGGCCUUUUCCAAGUCCUUUUACGACACCAUCGGCCAGCUAUACGCACUUCCGAUCGAGCCCAAUGUGAGAGAGAUCUGUGUCUUACUCUCUGCAGCCCACUUCAAGUCCAAAUAUCCGGCCUACGUCCGCGCUCCGAUGGUGAAGCAGUUUACCACCUUGACGACGGAGCAAACUCGUGCUCUCAUGGCCGGGGAGAGGCCUGUUGAUCUGAAGAAGAAUGAAGAAAUUACAUUCGAUAUUCUUCAAGAGCUUCAAGUCACUCGUGGACCUCUUUCCGACGAGACAUUCAACGAAGCUGUCCACCUGCUCGGCAAGGAACAGACUCUGUCUGUCAUCUACUUUGCAGGUCUGUAUUCAAUGAUUUCCAUUUUGGCCAACGGAGCGGAUGUCGGUCUUCCAUAUGGAGAAGAUGAGGUUACAGUCUGA